Oncorhynchus kisutch (coho salmon) is the source of this 1397-nucleotide messenger RNA. Its product is annotated as histone H3.v1-like. The coding region runs from base 306 to 695 and encodes 129 amino acids. The record is from RefSeq and is a predicted model, not a curated record. NCBI's taxonomy places the organism in Eukaryota, Metazoa, Chordata, Actinopteri, Salmoniformes, Salmonidae. The transcript has 2 exons.
ACAGAUGGCGAUAUGCGUUUUUCAGGCGAUGCUAUCAGAGUGACGUAUAAUGUAGUGGACGGGACGCUUCUUCAACAACAUCUCGUCAGCCACCUCGGUAGCUUCCUAGCGGAAACGUUCAAGCUGUUCAGACUGCUUCGGUCUAUAUUUACUUCUGUAUUUGGAACAUAAUUCUGUCUUUUAACUAGUUUCCCCAUUUCAUGUCAUAUUUCCGUUUAGUCAGGUAACGGUAGCUGGCUUGAUAAAUGAGCCUAUCACUAGGCUAGUCGCUAACUAGCUAGGUUAGCUGGCUAACAUCCCCGACCAUGAGCUCAGCAAGCUGCUGCCCUCCUGCUAAAAAAGAGGUCUGCUGGAAGGAGAAAGAAGGUAUUUGGCUGAACGUUGUCGUGAAAGAGGAGAAUGAAGAGGAGGAUGUCACAGUAAACGAAGAAGUAGAGGAUGAGGCUGUUACACAGAAAGAAGAGGAAGAAAACGAUUAUACUUUAUUUGGAGUGAAUGAAGGAGAGAUAACUGUCAUAUUGAAGGAGGAGGAGAGGGAAGAAGAGGAGGAGACAGAAGAUCUGAGUAACACCAGAGAGAGACCAGACUCUCCUUCUGACAGCAGGAAGAGUCCUUCAGGGAAACCAGACCCGAGACGUCCAAACCAGCAGGACGACAUCACUGCUCCCAGUGUGGAAAGAGUUUUACCCAGUUAGGGAGCCUGAGAACACAUAAGAGAAUACACACUGGAGAGAAGCCUUACCACUGUUCCCAAUGUGGAAUGACGUUUACCCAGUUAGGGAGCCUGAGAACACAUAAGAGAAUACACACUGGAGAGAAGCCUUACCACUGUUCCCAAUGUGGAAUGACGUUUUCCCAGUUAGGGAGCCUGCAAACGCAUGAGAGGGGACACACAGGGGAAAAGCUUUUCCAAUGUUCCCAUUGUGGAAAGAGUUUUGGCCAGGUAGGAAACCUGAACAAGCAUGAGAGGACACACACAGGUAAGAAGAUGUACCGCUGCUACCAGUGUGGAGAGAGAUUUACCCGGUUAAGGUACCUGAAAGAGCAUGAAGGAAUACAUACAAAUACACAGGAGGAGAAGACAUACCACUGCUCUCAUUGUGGAAAGACAUUUUCCCAGUCAGAGAACCUGAAAACACAUGAGAAAAUCGAGAGGCUGUGUUCUGACUUGUGUUUUUAACUGAGAAUGUGUGUAUUUGUUUGGGCUGUCAGACUUGAGUUCACUUUGUGUAAUGUUAGUGCACUAUUUUUAAUUGUGAUUAAUCCAUUGUCUGAAAGGGUUAAAAACACACUGAAAACAUCCAGAAUACAUCCUAUAUACAGCUACAAUCUACAAUGCCAUGUAAACACAAGAUGACAUUGAGGUUAAAUAAAGUGUGAUUUAUCAAUGGAACAUA